GUGGCAAAAUGGCUUAAGGACAACAAAGUGAAGGUAUUGGAGUGGCCAUCACAAAGCCCUGACCUCAAUCCUAUAGAACAUUUGUGGGCAGAACUCAAGAAGCGUGUGCGAGCAAGGAGGCCUACAAACCUGACUCAGUUACACCAGCUCUGUCAGUAGGAACGGGCCAGAAUUCACCAAACGUAUUGUGGGAAGCUUAUGGAAGGCUACCUGAAACGUUUGAACCAAGUUAAACAAUUUUAAAGGCAAUUCUACCAAAUACUAACUCGGUGUAUGUAAACUUCUGACCCACUGGGAAUGUAACGAAAGAAAUAAAAGCAGAAAUAAAUCAUUCUCUCUACUAUUAUUCUGACAUUUCACAUUUUUUAAAUAAAGUGGUGAUUCCAGCUGACCUAAAACAGGGAUUUUUUACCAGGGUUAAAUGUCAGGAAUUAUGAAAAACUGAGUUUAAAUGUGUUUGGCUAAGGUGUAUGUAAACUUCCGACUUCAACUGUAUGUCUGUGUUCCUCAAGAUAUAGUUGUUGUUGUAUCAAUGUGGACCAGUGUUUCUUGUCCAAGAAAGAACUCCAAGGUUAAAUUGAUAAUUCACACGAUUUACAAAAUAACACAUUAGUAUCCUUAUUCUGUAAGUAGUCCAUGGAGAGGUAUGACAGCAAUCCAUGAUUUGUUUUAUUUUCCCUAGUAUGGUUUUCAAAUGCUAACGUUUUAGCAUUUGUGGGGCAAAUCCCAUGCAAGUCAGCUUUUUUUUCAAAUUUGAAUUUUUUUCGCACAUAUCCAAAUCAUUACAAAAUAUCUCAAAUUGAUUGUGCUCAACAAUGUCACUAUAGAUGACUUGGACAUAAUGCGUUAAACAUGCUAAUAUAGGUACCAUGACUUGGCAUUUGUACCUUGUCCAUGAACUGCUCAUAUAAAGAAAUGUAUACCUGUACCUCACACAUAUUUAGAUACAAAUUGAGAAUCUUAAACUGUCACUUCUAUCUCAGUACUCUAUUACUAAAUCCAACACUACUAUGCACUCUGUUCAAAGGGAAAGGUAUCAUGUAUGUAUCUGUGUAUAGAACCAUCUAGAAUGCUUGUAAAAGCACAAAGCCUGUUUUAUCACGGCCAGUGCCAAUUAUGGUUUCCACCAUUUCAAAGUAGUCAACUGGGUUGGACUUCAGACAUAGGCAGCUGGUGGCUGCCUUAAUUGGGGAGGAAGUGCUCAUAUUAACGCCCUGAAACAUAGUGGUAUUGAACACAUGAUUUCCAUGUGUCAACUCACUCCAGCCAUUAUUAUGAGCCAUCCUCCCCUCACCAGCCUCCUGUUGGGUUAACAUUUUUAGAUAUUUAGCAGACCAUCUACAGGAGCAAUAAUGGUUUAGUUCCUUGCUCAGGGACAGAUUUUUCACCUAGUCAUCUAAGGGAGUCAAACUAACAACCUUUUUGGUUACUGGUCCAAUGCUCUUAACGUCUAGGCUACCUGCCGCUUACAGGAUGAAUCACAGCAUUCCUUCCAGGUCAGCAGGAGGGAUCAGCCAACGCAUUAUACCAGACAGAAGAGAAGGCAAAACACUCGGCUCCCUAAUUUCUUCUGAUCGGGCAGGGCCACUCUGGUCUACUUAUUUCCUCUUUGUGUCCCCUCCCUGCUCACCCCACUAAGUAGACCAGAACCAACUGUUCCCUCUCUUGCAUGAGCAUGCUAGAGGUUUUGGAGGAACCGUUAGCUCUCGCGUGAAAAGCAUGCUCACGUUAGAAAAGAAACGCCCACUUACAAAGACAGGAACCUUGACCAUUUCUUUCAAUGGUAAACGGCCUGAGUAACUUGUUUAUCCACCAUAUUUGAUUAUAUUUCUGAGCAAAUAUUCCAGCACUAUGCAUGAUCUAGGCCUUAUGCCUGUUUAAACUAUACACAAUCCAGCACAGUAGGUGGAAGUAUUCACCAAUAAGUUCAUAGAAGUAGAAUAUUGACUCCUUUAAAAUGGAGAUGGCCCUCAAUGGCACUGUCCAUAUUGUCACAGAAAGGACAAUGGAAAAUAUAGGGGGUGUGUCCUCUUGUCCAUCUCUAGGAUGACAUGACUUUUGAAAGGAGUAUUUAAUGCUUUUUUCCAGAUGUAAAGUAGAAGCAAAUAGGAGAGAACACAUUCAAAGGGAAGAAAGUUCCUUGUAAGAGAAUUUCAUACUAUCAGCAGAGAAUUCUAAAGAUGGGGAAUACACAGAGUGUCCUUGAGAAGAAAGGAUACACUAUCCUGAGGAAGGUAGAGAAUGGUGUCAUAGCUACUGACAAAGAUGGGGACCAGUUUGUCAUUAAAGAGAUCAAACUGAAUGAGCCCUCAGAUUUAAAGGCCAGUGCUGGAGGCAUUUUCUCUGAGGUUGAAACUCUCCUGCAGAUAAAUCACCCCCAUGUUUUAAGCCACAAGAACUCUUUCCAAGAUGAUACAAAUUACUAUGUAGUGACGGACCAUUGUGACGGCGGAAAUCUCGCACAGAAGAUCAAAGAGGGGAUCCCAUUUUCAGAAGAGCAGGCUAAACAAAUUCUGGACUGCUUUACUUCUCAGAUGAUGGACUGGUUUGUCAAAAUCUGCAUGGCUCUGAAGCAUGUCCAUGAACUGGGCCUUCUUCACAGAGACCUGAGACCACAGAAUAUAUUCCUCACAAAAUUUGGGACACUUUGUUUGGGAGAUUUCGGAAGAGUCAAUGAAAAUGCUUCUCAAUGUGGAUCUUCAGACAAUGGAAUGAUGGGUUAUUUAGGCCCAGAGAGUCUGACUGGUGGAAUUUAUGACACCAAAAGUGAUAUUUGGUCCUUGGGAUGUGUGCUGUAUGAGUUGUGUAUGCUUCAGAGUGCAUUCACUGCAGCAAGCACAAUCAAGCUCAUUCCCAAAAUACUGGGGGGUCCUUACCCAUCUCUCCCAGAGAGUUUCUCACCUGAGCUCCAUAAACUACUGUGUGACAUCUUCCAACGAGACCCGACCGGUAGACCUUCAGCUGGUGAAAUCCUGGCAGAACCCUUCAUUAUUAGUUUCCUCAUAAAAAAGAAUGAAAAAACUGGAGGAGCUCCAGACAAAUUUGAACAAUCUGAGAACGCUGGCAGACGGCUUGGAGAGUGUGCACCAGGGCACCACCAUAGGCAGUCUGACUGGAGGUGUUAUUGGGGCAGCUGGAGGAAUCACUUCCAUAGUAGGCCUCAUCCUGGCUCCCUUCACUCUUGGCGCCUCCCUGAUCGUCACAGGGGUGGGAAUUGGGGUGGCUGUCGCUGGUGGAGCCACAGCCGGAGUAUCCAACAUCACCAACAUGGUCAAUCAGUAUACCGACCGCAAAGCCAUCACGAACAUCAUCAAGGAGUUCCAGGAGAAGAUGAACUCUUUGGUGACAUCUCUACAAAACAUCGCUGAGGGUUUGGAGACUUGCAGGAUGAGUGGCUCCUUUACCACAGAAAGAGUCAGUUUAAAUGCAGAGAAGCUAGCAAGUGCUGGGGCGAGGGUUGGGAGGGGCCUAGGAAGCAUCCCGGAGCUUGUCCGAUUGGUCCAAGUGGCCUCCAUUGGCAAGGUGGCAGCCCAAACUGCAAGGGCUGUGCGUGUUGCAGAGAUGGCAACAGGAAUAUUCUCUGCUUUCUUUGUAGCAGUUGAUAUCUUCUUCAUCGCCAUGGACGCAAAAGAGAUCCACAACAUACGACAGGCGAAGGCUGAGAAACAGUCUAGUGAUAGCAGUAAGUUACACGUGAUGGACACAGACUACGACUAAGCUGAACCCUGAAUGUGAAGAACCAAAGGCUGAGGUCAAGUCAGAGACCAUGAAGUUCAUCCAGACGAUCAGACAUACAGCUGAUCAGCUACAGGAGAGCCUGGACGAACUGAGGGACGUCAUCUCAUUCAUUCCUAAGAGAGAGGACUGUCACUUAGACAAUUGAAACUAAACUCAGUUGUAGUGAUUGUAAAAGAUGCAGAAACAAGAAAUAGAGCAAAUUGAGUCAUUCAUUGAUACACAACUUCUCUGUAAAACACAGGUAUAGGCAGUGUGACUUUGACACCCUGAUAGGCCUUUAGGUUUUAAUCGUGAGCAAAAUCCCUUUUCUGUUCUUCAAUUUUUGCAAAAAUCAGCUAUGAUACGUAGGUUGUAGAAACAUAAGUAUAUAUCUCACAAAUCAGCUAUGAUAAGUAGGUUGUAGAGACAUAAUUAUACAGUAUAGCUCUGCUUUUGUCACGUCCUGACCAGUAAAGGGGUUAUUUGUUAUUGUAGUUUGGUCAGGACGUGGCAGGGUGUGUUUGUUUUAUGUGGUUCGGGCUAUGUAUUUAGGUAGAGGGGUGUUUGGUUUAUGUGUUCCGGGAUUUGUUAGUCUAUGUUCUAUGUUAGUGUAUUUCUAUGUUCUGUCUAGUCUAUUGUAUUUCUAUGUUUAGGUAAUUAUUUUG
Messenger RNA from Salmo salar (Atlantic salmon), 4382 nucleotides. The record is from RefSeq and is a predicted model, not a curated record. Lineage: Eukaryota; Metazoa; Chordata; Actinopteri; Salmoniformes; Salmonidae.